This is a messenger RNA of Pollicipes pollicipes, 1582 nucleotides long. RefSeq names its product ankyrin repeat domain-containing protein 13C. Gene Ontology annotation, cellular component: cytoplasm. Gene Ontology annotation, molecular function: signaling receptor binding. The transcript has 12 exons. Lineage: Eukaryota; Metazoa; Arthropoda; Thecostraca; Pollicipedomorpha; Pollicipedidae. The record is from RefSeq and is a predicted model, not a curated record. Gene Ontology annotation, biological process: protein retention in ER lumen. The coding region runs from base 148 to 1536 and encodes 462 amino acids.
GCGUUCCUUUUUUGUGCACAUGUGAAACCGUUCUAAGUCAGCUCAGAUGUGGUUCGUUGGACUCGCUAGGAAUUGCUGGAUGGAUUGGCCAGUAACAAAGAAAGAAGUCUAUGUUCUCAUGUCAAUGGUCAUUGAGUUGCAAGUAAAAUGAUGGCAGCUAGCCAAAAUAACUCAACUCCACCAUCUGUAGGAAGCUCUGAUGGCACUGAACCAGGCUCAUCUUCAAAGGUUGAGUUUCCACUUCAUGAGUGUGUGUACAAAGGAAAAAUAAAGAAAAUUCCUCACCUGCUCAGGCAUCAUGACAUUGAUGAAAAGGAUAUGCAUGGGAAUACGCCACUUCAUUUAGCAGUUAUGCUGGGCCAGAAAGAGAUCGCCAUGCUGCUGCUGGCCCGCAACGCCACCGUCAAGAUCCGCAACACGCAUGGCUGGAGCCCGCUGGCCGAGGCCAUCAGCUACGGCGACCGGCAGACAGUGUCGUCGCUGCUGCGGAAGCUGAAGAGCCAGUCACGGGAGCAGAUGGACCGGCGGCGGCCGGCGCUGGUGGCCGCCCUCCACCAGAUCCCCGACUUCUACAUGGAGAUCAAGUGGGACUUCCAGACCUGGGUGCCGCUGCUGCACCGGAUCCUGCCCUCGGACACGUGCAAGAUCUACAAGCGCGGCGCCUCCAUCCGGCUGGACACCACGCUGGUGGACUUCGCCGACUUCAAGUGGGAGCGCGGCGACAUCAGCUUCCUCUUCAACGGCGACGCGCCGCCCUCCCAGUCGCUGUGCGUGCUGGACAACAAGCUGCGCGUGUACCAGACAGUGCGGUAUGAGGAGACGGAGCUGGAGAUUGAAGAGGAGAUUGACAUUCUGAUGAGCAGCGAUAUUGUAUCAGCCCAGAUGUCCACUAAGUCCAUCACUUUCACGCGAUCUCAGCAGGGAUGGUUCUUCCGGUCGGACAGAAAGGAGAUGGUCGGCAAGUACGACGCCGACUUCUAUGACGUGCAUGGCGUGGUGUUGGAGACGCGCAAGCGGCGCGAGCACCUGUCCGCCGAGGACCUGCAGAAGAACAAGGCGCUGAUGGACACCAUCACGCGCGGCAGUGCCCACCAGCUAGACACCGAGGAGAUCCGAGAGCCGCCGCACCGAACCUCGCUGGAGCCGCCGGCGGCGCCGGCUAUCUCCUGGGAGGAGUACCUGACGGCUGACCCGGCCAACGCGCCGCACGUCGGCCGCGCCAUCAUCUCCAAAGUCAGCUGCAAGCGCUUCAAGAACGCCACGCUGGCCAUGAGUCAGCAGUUCCCACUGACAGUCAGCAUGCUACUGGACGUUUUGGACGUCGUGGCGCCCUUCAAGCACUUCAGCAAGCUCAAGCAGUUCGUCCAAUGUAAACUCCCACCCGGAUUUCCUGUCAAGCUAGAUAUCCCACUGAUCCCGGCCAUCACCGCCCAGAUCACCUUCCAAGACUUCUACUUCGAGGAUAGCCACCCGAGCCACCUGUUCACGGUGCCGGCCGAGUACACGGAGGACCCGGCCAGGUUCCCCGACUUAUGACACCCAGAAGACGUUUACCUUUGCGGCACGACAUCGACCGCGACCC